AUGGGCUCCCUCAGUCUCCCACCAAAACCUCUCUUCCUCGAGAAACCCACACGGUCCGACACGAAUAGACACGUCCCUUUCGCCGGACUCCGCGUAUUCUCCGCCGAAAGAAGCAAGUUUGCUGCUAAACGACCCAACUCGGCGCGCUCUCGCCGGAGCUCAGACGGCGUGGCCCUUUUGGUGGGAGCUGCCGGAAUCGCCCUAGCCUCCAUUGUGGGUCCCUCUCACGCCGCGCAGUACCCAAUUCUCAGCGAACCCUCGAAUGCUCUCUCUCUCCCCACAUGGGCCGUUCACGUCUCCAGCGUUGUUGAAUGGGCUACUGCAAUGGCGUUGGUGUGGCGGUAUGGGGAGAAGUCGGGUUAUGAAGCUUGGAAGGGCCUUUCUUGGGGAAUGGUUCCCCUGCUAGGUGGAGCACUUUGUGCCUGUACGUGGCAUUUCUUCUACAACUCUGAGUCUCUCGAGGUUCUUGUGGCUCUUCAAGCAGCUUUGACCGUAAUUGGAAAUGCUACAAUGUGCAUCGCUGCUUACCGUAUCUACACAUCAUCUCAAGAAAGUUCCAAAAACUCGUGA
This is a messenger RNA of Striga hermonthica, 570 nucleotides long. The record is from the annotation of a GenBank genome assembly. NCBI's taxonomy places the organism in Eukaryota, Viridiplantae, Streptophyta, Magnoliopsida, Lamiales, Orobanchaceae.